Messenger RNA from Vigna angularis (adzuki bean), 1224 nucleotides. RefSeq names its product peptide methionine sulfoxide reductase. Gene Ontology annotation, molecular function: peptide-methionine (S)-S-oxide reductase activity. Gene Ontology annotation, biological process: cellular response to oxidative stress. Gene Ontology annotation, cellular component: cytoplasm. The record is from RefSeq and is a predicted model, not a curated record. Bases 373 to 984 code for a protein of 203 amino acids. The transcript is spliced from 3 exons. Lineage: Eukaryota; Viridiplantae; Streptophyta; Magnoliopsida; Fabales; Fabaceae.
GCAGAGAACGUAGAUUUUGAGUUGGGAAUAUUAACGAAACAACCUCGUUGGCCCCUUUCACCAAACCACAACAACGUGGAAAUCUCCUUUGGUUUGCUGUCACUCUUACCCAAUCCCCAACUUUUUUCUUCCUCCUCCGCUUCUUCUACUUCUCAUCCAUUCUCAUUCCUCAACGCAAUUCAAUCUCUCUCUCUCUCUCACUGGCCAUAAGAAGCAUCAUAUUUGCUCAAUCAGUUCCCUUCUGUGUUACUUUCUUCUGCUCUCUCCAGCCUUUUCAAAACGAAGCUCCUUCCAUCACUCUCAGGUUUUUCUGUCAAGUAUUGUUGCUGCUUCUGCAAAACUCAUCCAAAUAUUGCUGGUAACAAGUCCUCCAUGAACCUGUUGAGUAGACUCGUCGGGUUGGGUAGCCCAAGGGCAGCAGAAAACAUUAAUUCAGCAGCUGCCCAAGGACCGGAUGAUGACAUACCCGAACCAGGUCAACAGUUUGCCCAGUUUGGUGCUGGUUGCUUUUGGGGUGUUGAGCUGGCCUUCCAGAGAGCAGUGGGGGUGACCAAGACAGAAGUUGGUUAUAGCCAAGGGCUGCUGCAUAAUCCAAGCUAUGAGGAUGUGUGUACAGGGACCACACACCACUCAGAGGUUGUCAGGGUCCAAUACGAUCCCAAUCAAUGUAGCUAUGAGAGUUUGCUUGGUUUGUUCUGGGCUAGACAUGAUCCUACUGCACUGAAUCGGCAGGGUAAUGAUGUGGGAACACAAUACAGGUCUGGAAUAUACUUUUACACACCUGAACAAGAGAAGGCAGCCACAGAGUCCUUGGAACAGCAACAGCAGAAGCUGAACAGGAAGAUUGUUACUGAGAUUCUUCCUGCCAAGAAGUUCUACAGGGCAGAAGAAUACCAUCAACAGUACCUCGAGAAAGGAGGCAGAUUUGGUUCCAAGCAAUCUGCUUCAAAGGGAUGCAACGAUCCAAUCCGAUGCUAUGGUUAGGUUAUUCAUAUGGGAAUUGCAUCGAAGGUUCUAAAUGACAUUUAGAUGAUUAAAGCAUGCUUUUGUUGGAAAGUAUUUUAUCUAUAAAGCCAAGUCACACUCUAUCUCCCUUCUGUAUUGUAUUUAUAGGGUGAAGAUCACUAUAGAACUAGAAUCACUUUUUAGAGUUAUGUAGUUUAUAUGUAUAGUUUUCUAAUAAACUGGUCUUAUAGUAUGCCUUUAAUUAGUGUCACUUCUUGA